GCGCCGCCGGCCCCACACGCUCUUCUCUGCCGUCCGCCCGACCAGCCAUGGGGAAGAUCACCUUCUACGAGGACCGGGGCUUCCAGGGCCGCCAGUACGAAUGCAGCAGCGACCACUCCAACCUGCAGCCCUACUUGAGCCGCUGCAACUCGGUGCGCGUGGACAGCGGCUGCUGGAUGCUCUAUGAGCAGCCCAACUACGCGGGCAGCCAGUACUUCCUGCGGCGCGGCGACUACCCCGACUACCAGCAGUGGAUGGGCCUCAGCGACUCGGUCCGCUCCUGCCGCCUCAUCUCCCACGCUGGCCCACACAGGAUCAGACUCUACGAGAGGGAGGAUUACAGAGGCCAGAUGAUAGAGUUCACUGAGGACUGCUCCUCCCUUCAGGACCGCUUCCACUCCAAUGAGAUCCACUCCCUCAACGUGCUGGAGGGCUCCUGGGUCCUCUACGAGCUGCCCAACUACCGCGGGCGGCAGUACCUGCUGAAGCCCGGAGACUACCGGCGGUACCAGGACUGGGGGGCUGUGAAUGCCAGAGUGGGCUCUCUGAAAAGAGUCCUAGAUUUCUACUGAAAUAUGUUCUCCUUCAUCGUUUCUCAAUCUGGAAACUAAUAAAAUAUUUUCUGUGUGUUCCUGGCA
This is a messenger RNA of Lemur catta (Ring-tailed lemur), 638 nucleotides long. RefSeq names its product gamma-crystallin D. The transcript has 3 exons. Gene Ontology annotation, biological process: lens development in camera-type eye; visual perception. The record is from RefSeq and is a predicted model, not a curated record. NCBI's taxonomy places the organism in Eukaryota, Metazoa, Chordata, Mammalia, Primates, Lemuridae. Gene Ontology annotation, molecular function: structural constituent of eye lens. Bases 48 to 572 code for a protein of 174 amino acids.